Molecule: messenger RNA, 1683 nt
Organism: Neocloeon triangulifer
Lineage: Eukaryota; Metazoa; Arthropoda; Insecta; Ephemeroptera; Baetidae
Exons: 5
Coding region: 72-1289 (405 amino acids)
Cellular component (GO): extracellular region
Molecular function (GO): chitin binding
Source: RefSeq, a predicted model, not a curated record
GCUGCAGGCAAAGAGAAGAGCUGAAUCGGCUUCCCCUGCUUCAGUCAGUCUCUUUCCGUCCGUCCUCCACCAUGGAUACGCGACUGCUCUUCCUUGCCCUGCUCGGCUUGUUCGCCGUCCAAGCCCAAGAUGCAGAAAAGACGAAAAGACAGAUUUUCCGCGAGCAAGUGUUGCCGCACAACGGCGGAAAAAUCCCCGAAUCCGCGUUCCGAUCCGACCGACUGGCGCUGAACAAGUUGCAGAAACUCGGAGUGGCCGUGCCUGAUGGCGUCAGUCUCGACACCAGGUCCAACUCGGUCGUCAGGGUGGCGCACGACCCUGAGACCGAAUACACGCUCAUCAAAAUCUUGCAGGAAGACGAAGGUCGUUACAUUCCUCCGGAGGGACGUUCAUACCCGACCUUCCCGCGUUCGGUGCAGUCAACGUACCUGCUGCGGCCGCCAAUCGGCUCUUUGCACCUGAACCACCACUACCACCGCUCCAUCCCUGGCCCCGCUCUGUCCUUGGGCGGCGCCUCCCUCGAGGCCACGGCCGGCCAGGGCACGCACCAGUACGUCAACCCCGUGACCAGCACGCAACACGUUGCCGCCCCACAGCCCACCAACGCCUACCUGCCUCCAGUGCCUCCGCCAACCCCCAGCACCGUCCGAAGGCCCUACCCGAGUCCUGCCUACCCAAAGGUCGUCACCAGGUACGGCGCCGGAACUUUUGCCGGCAGACCACAGGCCCUUUCCACGUCCCAGCGACUUGACGCCGCCUCGUCCUAUGGUUUCCUGCCUCAACAGCUCCAGUAUUCAACUUAUGGCAAUUUCGAGACUGGUUUCAAGCCGUCGGCCGCCCUGGACUUUUUGCAGUCGUCCAGCUACUCGAACCUUUACAGCCCCGGCAGCAGCUUCUCGAACGGACUUUUACACCUGCGGUCCCCUUACCAAUCUGCCUACGCCAACUACUACAACCCUCCCGCCUCCAACAGCCUGUACCCUCAGCAUCUAGGUCUUCUGGACGACGACCUGUACCGACUGAGGAGGAGAACCGCAGGCGAGACCAGCCCUGCCGAGUCCAAAGUCAGGGAGGUCUUUGCCGCUCCAUCAUCGUGUUCAGCGCCUGGAGUUGAGAUUGGAAAAGUCUACGCUGCUUCAAACAGCGGUUGCAAGAAAUAUUUUUCCUGUCUGAGUGAUGGUCGCACCGCUGAGUAUGUGUGUCCGGAGGGCUCGGUCUUCAACAUCCACAAGGGAAGAUGUCAGCGAGGAAGCAUACAGUUGAACCAAAACUGCGAGCCCGUCGCCUGAAGUCUGACUGAUGACCACUUUUUGGCACACGCGGACCGUGAAAUUUUGGAAAUUAUUGUAGAUUCACACUGGAAGCCAUUAUUGCCGUGAAAGAGAAAAAAAGGAUGAACGUGUGAGAUAAUGAAUGAGCGAGUGAGUCGCAACGAGGCGAAUCUAUUUAAUUAAUUAAAGCGCAUUCAGUUACCAUGCCAUUAAAAAUCAUUUUAUAAUCAACUGUAUUUUCUUGCCUAUACUUAAUUAAUCUAAAUUAAAACGGAAAACUGCUCUACGUGUAUAAUUAUGUAAUCAUUCAUCUCUCAAAUGACAGAAAAACGGUUUACUUAAAAAAAUUGCUCCUGUGAUUUUGUGCUAUUUGACGAGAGAUAUGUUUUUAAUUAAUAAAGAUGUUAAGAGU